Metarhizium acridum CQMa 102 is the source of this 522-nucleotide messenger RNA. Lineage: Eukaryota; Fungi; Ascomycota; Sordariomycetes; Hypocreales; Clavicipitaceae. The record is from RefSeq and is a predicted model, not a curated record.
AUGCCGCCUGCUCACCAAGACAACAUGAUAGCACUGUCAGCCCGACAGUUGACAGACAACCAACUUGACCACGUCGAGUCCGAUAAUGCAGCAGCCCCCAAACACAAAUCCACGGUCGGGCCGAGUUUCACACCAUUGAUGGACGCUCAACCACAUCCAUACCUCAUCCGUCUCCCACCGCCAAAACACCAACUCGACAACCACGGCGGCACCAGCGCCCUGCCCCAAGAAGGAGACGUUGUCAUUGUCGGUGCCGGAUUCGCAGGCUUGGUAUGCGUAUGCUACAUCUGCCAGCAAUCGCCGUUGCCGCGCACCACCAUCCUCGAGGCGAGAGACGCUUGUUCAGGCGCAACCGCUCGCAACGGCACGUCCUACAUUCACAACCACCCAUCUAUCCCAUCAAUUGUCCCGACGAUAUCCCAGGCGGGGUCACCUACGCCCAGACUCUCUGGCCACACUCCAAAAGUUCACGCCCGUGUUCCGCCAUUGCCCAGUUUGAGCUGGACAACUGCCAGACCGUGA